Messenger RNA from Antechinus flavipes (yellow-footed antechinus), 2893 nucleotides. RefSeq names its product serine/threonine kinase like domain containing 1 (gene STKLD1). Gene Ontology annotation, molecular function: protein serine/threonine kinase activity; ATP binding. Bases 541 to 2670 code for a protein of 709 amino acids. The record is from RefSeq and is a predicted model, not a curated record. NCBI's taxonomy places the organism in Eukaryota, Metazoa, Chordata, Mammalia, Dasyuromorphia, Dasyuridae. Gene Ontology annotation, biological process: protein phosphorylation. The transcript is spliced from 19 exons.
AAACUGGUGAUGGGCAUAUGGUUCUGGGAUGAUGCGCCCCACACGCGUUCCUGAGCCAGCUUCCCCUUCCCCAGCUUCUCUCUUCACAUGUCCUUUACCCAAGGAUUCUGGAGCUGGUGGGUAGUGUCCCUGGGGAAAGCUGAGACCUGAGAGCAGACUAUCCCGCAGCAGGUCAGAGAACGAUAGGUAGGACAGGCUAACAAAUCCAGCCUGAUCGUCUGAGAGGAGGCCGAAGGAUUUAGACCCGACGCGUGUGGACCAGAUUUAGGUCGGGCCAUAGCUGAGCAAGGGGCACUGUGAUACGCCACGAAGCAUUCCCGGCUGCUGGAGUCAGACUGAAAGGAACCCUUGCUCCGGACGGGAGACAGAAGGACUCUUAGGACUCUUAGGUUGAAGCUGAGUGCUUGGGGGAAAAAGAUCAAACAAAGUAAAAAGAAAUACGGAGGAGCCAGCAGCCUACAGACCACGUUUGAUAGUCUAAGUGUGGAAUGAAAGUCAGACAGACAAUUUCAGGGCGUGGGAAGCAUAGUGGGGCCAAGGAUGGGGUGCUCCUGGGGCGUGGGAAGCAUAGAAGGGUUGUCCUCUCGGGAAGAGACUCAGACGGAAGGGGAUCGAACCCUUCUCACCGCCCCUUCCUCCUCUCUAGCAGCUCGUAGUCCGGCUCCAAGUGAGGGAGGAAGGUCGGGUCUUGCCCCCAUUACAAUGGAAAAGUAUAAGAUUGUACAAACACUGAAGCAAGGUGCCUUGGGGAAGAAUGUAGUGGUGAUAGAAAAACACAAACAGCAAACUACUAAACCUGGAAGACUCUUGAUAAAAAAGGUAUCUUGUAUUGAUGAACAACAUGCAAAUGAUGCCCUUGAGGAGAUGAUGCCAUUGCUGAAACUUCAGCACUUGAACAUCUCUACCUACAAAGAACUCUUUAUCACCUGGAGUAAUCAGACUUCAUCUCUGUUUCUUUGCCUGGUGAUGAGGUACUCAAAGAAAGGAAGCUUAAAUGAUCUGAUCGAGACACAUAGAGACCUGAAGAAGAAAGUGGACCUUUUGUUAAUGCAAAAAUUCUUGGGGCAAGUAUUUGAUGCAGUGGAGUAUUUACAUCGGAUGAAUGUGAUUCACAGAAAUAUCAAACCGUCUAACAUCAUAAUAAUAGAUGAAAGCUACUGCAUGCUUGAGGAUUUGAGUGUGGAAACACUGAUGCUUGAUGAGGCAAAGUGGAAUAUCCGAGCCAUAGAAGAUCCAAUGCACAAGUCCUGGAUGGCUCCUGAAGCUCUUGAGUUCAUAUUCAGCUUUAAAUCAGACAUCUGGUCUCUUGGCUGCAUUAUCCUGGACAUGGCCACUUGUUCUUUUAUGAAUAAACAGGAGGCCUUGGCUCUGCGAGUAGCAAUUCGCAGCAAUUAUAAAAGGCUACAAAAAACAAUGGAGAAAAUUCGGAAGCGUGACAUAGAAAAAGCUAAUGAUAUUAGUGAUGUUUUGAUAGCAAUGCUCCAUAUUAAGGCAGAAGACAGAAUUUCAACAAAGGCUCUAAUGAAUUUGCCCUUCGUGAAAGAUUGUUUGUUGGCUUCUGGCAAACCUGUGGUUAUAAUAAAGCAACCAUUGCCUACAACUGUCACUGAAACCCUGUUGCAAGGAGGACUCCCAAGUGUAUUAGAGGUCAUGAAUUGCUUCUUGGACAGACCUGAGGUGCAAAUCAAAGCAUUAGAACAACUUUUGGCUUUAGUUGAUCAAGAAAAAGAUCUGCCAUGGCUUUUGGAUAUGGUGGAAUCAGUGACCAGCAUUAUUUUGAGCCACCAAAAUAUCCUUGACAUCCAGAUGUGUGCGUGCAAGUUGCUGCACAAAAUUCUGAGCAAAGCCUUCAUAAACCAUCCAGAUAACGUGCCAGGUGAAAAAUAUGUUGCUGAUGCCCUGCUUUCCAUCUUGAGAAACUACCCAACAGACGAAGAGCUGCUCUCCAUGGUCUGCCAAAUGCUGAUGAUUAUUUCGACCAAUGAAGAUUCGAUGGAGCACCUCCAGAAUAUUGAUACAUUUAAUGACAUCAAUCAAUGCCUGAAUAAUUUCUUACAUAACAAGGAGAUCUCCUUAUCUUGUUUGGGUCUUCUCUGGAGUCUCACAGUGAAUGCUGCCCUCCCAGACAAGACAUCCCUAAAGGAGGCUGUAAAACUUAUUUUGAAGACCUUGGACAUCUACCUCAGUGAUGGAGACAGAGCAGAAUCUGCCUGCUCUGCCCUCUGGGUGCUAUCCUUGCAAGGCUGCAUAGAAGGUGCUGAAUUUGAACAUGUAACACUUCUAUUGCUGAAAUGUAUCAAGCUACAUAUGCAAAGAGCUAUCUUGGUGAACAAUGCCUACCAGGGGCUGGCCAGCCUGGUACGGACAUCAGAGCUGGCAGCCUUUCGGAUUGUGGUAACCGAUGACAACAGUCCUGGAAUAUCCUUAAUCAAAGAAACCUACCAGGAACACAGGGAUGACCCAGAGGUAGUGGAGAAUAUGUGCAUGCUGCUAUCAGAGCUUGUUUUAUAUGAUGAAAUUGUGCCAGAGUUGUUGUCUAACAGCAUAUAUGAAAUGCUCCUGGAAAUUGAAGCAAGGUUUACAUCAAGUGAGGAGCUCCUAAAGCUUGCGACCAAAGCAAUUAAGAAAAUGAAUGAAUUUCUUCCUAAAAUCACACCAGAAAAGACUUAGGAAUGAAGAAAUGCAAAAUACCAUCAAAGAAAAUAUUUGUCCAAUCAUGAGAUAUCAUAUUUGUGCCAUUUCAACAAGAUCCUGCUUUUUAUCACCACGUAGUCAGCCAGUGAAAGUGCGGCUUUUUCUUAAUUAUGAAGAUUUUUAGAAGAACUCUUAGCUCUAAAAGCAGUCUAUGCCUCUAAUAAGUAUUCACAGACACAUAAUAAAGGGAAAUAAUCAA